Molecule: messenger RNA, 2559 nt
Organism: Mizuhopecten yessoensis (Yesso scallop)
Lineage: Eukaryota; Metazoa; Mollusca; Bivalvia; Pectinida; Pectinidae
Product: serine/threonine-protein phosphatase alpha-2 isoform
Exons: 7
Coding region: 155-1141 (328 amino acids)
Cellular component (GO): nucleus; cytoplasm
Molecular function (GO): protein serine/threonine phosphatase activity
Source: RefSeq, a predicted model, not a curated record
GAACAAAAAUUACUCCGCCUUCGAAACGGCCGCCAUCUUAAUCUAGAAGCCGGACGAAAGAAGGGGGGUACCUGUUCAAUCUGUCAUCAUCCUUUUAUUCUUCAUAUUUUAGACACCGAUUUCAUAUCUAACGUACUCCCCAAGCAUUUGUGUGAUGGCAGAUACAGAUAAAUUGAAUAUAGACAGCAUAAUAGCUAGGUUGUUGGAAGUUCGUGGAUCUCGACCAGGAAAAAAUGUUCAGCUUACAGAAUCCGAAAUAAGGGGGCUGUGUUUGAAGUCCAGGGAAAUUUUUCUGAGUCAACCAAUUCUUUUAGAAUUAGAAGCACCAUUGAAGAUCUGUGGUGACAUUCAUGGGCAGUAUUAUGACCUUUUGAGACUCUUCGAGUAUGGAGGAUUCCCCCCGGAGAGCAACUACCUCUUCCUUGGAGACUACGUAGACAGGGGGAAGCAGUCACUGGAAACAAUAUGUCUCUUGCUGGCAUACAAGAUCAAGUAUCCAGAAAACUUCUUCUUGCUCCGAGGAAACCAUGAAUGUGCCAGUAUCAACAGAAUUUAUGGAUUUUAUGAUGAAUGCAAGCGACGGUAUAACAUCAAGUUAUGGAAAACAUUUACAGAUUGCUUCAACUGUUUACCUAUAGCAGCCAUCAUUGACGAAAAGAUUUUCUGCUGUCACGGAGGUUUGAGUCCUGAUUUGCAAUCCAUGGAACAGAUCAGAAGGAUCAUGAGGCCAACAGACGUACCAGAUCAGGGGCUUCUCUGUGAUCUAUUAUGGUCAGAUCCUGACAAGGAGACCAUGGGAUGGGGAGAGAAUGAUAGAGGGGUGUCUUUCACAUUUGGUGCAGAAGUUGUGGCCAAAUUUCUACACAAACAUGACUUGGAUCUUAUAUGUCGAGCUCAUCAGGUAGUAGAAGACGGAUAUGAGUUCUUUGCCAAACGACAGCUGGUGACAUUGUUUUCUGCUCCUAACUACUGUGGGGAAUUUGACAAUGCUGGUGCUAUGAUGAGCGUGGAUGAAACAUUAAUGUGCUCAUUCCAGAUUUUGAAACCGGCAGACAAGAAAAAGUUCCCAUAUGGUGGACUCAAUGCAGGGCGACCAGUAACACCACCUAGAGGUCAACCGAAGGGAAAGGCUAAAAUAUGAUUAACACUACAGAAAUCUUGUGGAUAGUUAAAAUUGGACACAAAAUUGACGAUGUUCAUUCAUGAAUCGGUCGCAAACAUUGAUAGUUUGACUUCUUCAGACAUUUAUUGCUCUGGACAUUCAACAAAUGCCAGUGGAUAACGUGCUUGCGUGUUGCGGCUGAUGUGAUUGACUGAAAUGAAGGACUGCAAACCGUGCAUAUGUUGUCUUUAGGAUGAAGUUGAUCUAAAAAUGUAGAAUGAAGGAGCACAUAACUUUUGAUGAUUUUUGCCAUGGGAACUCCAUCCUGCAGGGACAACAUAAUUAAUUUAACCUAUUGACACGUAGUAUUGGUGUGUACAAGUCUUGUUACAUCAUUUGAUGUUGUACAUUUAAUUUGAAAGAUUCUGUUGUAAAUGUAAUGUAGCUCCAGCACAUGACAACAUGAACUGUGUUCAGAACUGGAGCUUUGGUCGAAUAAGAAAACAGCUAUUGUGCAACUUGGUCUGGUUUUCAUAGACCUUGUUUACUGUCCCUCUAAAAAUCAUGAGACACUAUACCCGGAUUUAAUCUUAUACAUACAUCAAUAAAUUGUGUCAAGAUCAAAAUAUUCAUGCAACAAUUGUAAGUUUGUCUUGUGCAAUUUUGCAUUGCUUUGUUCUGCUUUUGUAGAACAACAUAUUUUUUGAACAGUGUUAAUGUCAUAUUUGAUAUUCAAAGUCAUUAAACGGUCAUACAGAAAUUGUAGGAUAUAGAUUUUGAUGUGAAGAAGCAUGCUGUUAUACAAUUGAUGUCCUCCCCAUUUAGUUCACCUUCCACGCUAUAGUAAUACAGGUGGGUUUGAUUUCAAACUGCUACUAAGUCAAGUGAAAGCUAGUCCGUGUACAGCUUUAAUGGGAAUGGAUCAGACAGAAAUUUAAUAACAUGCUGGUACAUGUUACAAUCUUUUCCUGACAUACUUACUGGGUCACCAUUAACACGCAAAUGACAAAUUCUUUCUUAUUGUUCAAUACGUUGUGUACAUAUCCGUCAUGGUUUGCCGACAUGAGAUUUUUAUCUUAACUUAUCUCAUUUCAUGUAUAUAAUUCUGUACAUUUGUAUUUUUAGUUUGUCUUUGUGUUUACUAAAUUGCACAAACCAUAAUAAAUGUGGCACAUCAGGGCCACCAACAUAGAGUACUAAAUCAUUAACAAACUUAGACCAUUUACACUAGAAUAACAGCACAUCAGUAUAAACUGGUAGUAACAAAGAAAAUAUGGGGAACAUGGGAGCCAACACAAAAAUGAGGUUUUUAAGUCGCGUAUAUGUCUUUGUUUUUCUUAAUUUAUGGUAUAAAAAAUGUAGAUGAUAUGUGAACUGAUCAAUGAUCAUGUAAAUUUAAUACAUUAUUUGUUGUAUAGAAAAGAUGAUGACCGAAUAAAAGAUGUUUUGUAAGAAUG